AAGAAGAGGUAACCCCAUCUCCCCCCAGUUAACUACCCCCCCCCCCCUCCCCAUCGUCUUGGGGCACCACCAGUGCCCACCUCCAGCUUAGUAGCCUCAGAGUUCCACACAGACCCACAACGACCAGUCGUGACUUUUCAAGCUUUGGAUACAAGCUCCGCCGUCAGGAAAGAUGAGAAGCGCAUGGUUAUGGAUGGUGGCGGGGGCUUGGAUGGGCCUCCUAGGAAUAUCCUUCGUCACCCGCCCCACUGACGCCUACGUCACCGCCUUCCCUGACGAACCUGAUAUUGAUGGUAUCUUAGUGACCGUGGGCAUUGCUGUGACCAAGUUCCUAGCAGGUCUAGUGCCUUACCCCACUGUAUCAGCCUUGCUCCUAGCCAUCAUCAAUGCCUGGGAGCCUAGGCCUGAGGACAACUACUGGGAACACGUGAAGGACAACGUGGCUCAAGUGUGUGGUGAAUUCAUCAACGAGCACAACCUUCACCAGGUCGAGGUCUACAAGCAGGACCUCAUGUCACUCAUGAACCAGUACUCUCGGGCGGAGGUAGUCAGUGACGGAACAUACCCGGACAAGAACACAAUGGCCGACGCCAUCACAACCUCCAUCAUCACCAACCGCUACCUGGUGGAGGCCUCAGAGAUGCCUUGGUCCAUGGCCAUCGACUUUACAGACAUAUCCAGCGUCCAUAUCCUCAUCCUGAAGGAUGCCGCUGACUCCUACACAGUAGUGGGGGGCGAGGUGUCCCGCUGGUGGGUGGACCUCUCAAGGCAGCUCCAGCACUACAUCCAGUACGGCCUCUGGCUACAGAAGGAGACGAUGACCUGGAGGAAUACUCAGAUCGAGUGCUACUUCGAUGCGGCUGAUGGAAGCUGUCUGGCCUUCGAGUGGACGGGCGUGACCUGCUACGACCUUUACAGGAUAACGGACUCAGUACGAGGCUACCAGGAGACCUGCCAGCAGCUCCAUGCAGACAACCAGGAGGACGGGUCGUGUGCCAGCUUCUGCGACCUCUACCAGACCCAGGUCGACCGCGACUCUGCCCUGUGGCUCAACGCUUAUCUUGACGCCGUGGUUGAUGAGUGGUCCUUCCUCAAGCUUAAAGCUGAUGCCCUCGCUAACCAGGCCUCCAGGUAUUACAACCCACUGACGAAAGAUGCGUAGGGAGGAUGGGGCACACCUGUGACGACCAGGUGUUUCAGGUUUCCCCUCCCCUACACCUGCGGCCUGGCCAGGUGUGUCAGGUAUACUUCCCCUCACCACACAUGAAUUGAAGCCUCGCCAUCGUUUGCCUAAAAUACUUUUUUCUUUGAAAUAAAGUUGAAAUUUGAA
Molecule: messenger RNA, 1330 nt
Organism: Procambarus clarkii (red swamp crayfish)
Lineage: Eukaryota; Metazoa; Arthropoda; Malacostraca; Decapoda; Cambaridae
Source: RefSeq, a predicted model, not a curated record